Molecule: messenger RNA, 479 nt
Organism: Laetiporus sulphureus 93-53
Lineage: Eukaryota; Fungi; Basidiomycota; Agaricomycetes; Polyporales; Laetiporaceae
Exons: 4
Coding region: 18-479 (153 amino acids)
Cellular component (GO): mitochondrion
Molecular function (GO): structural constituent of ribosome
Source: RefSeq, a predicted model, not a curated record
CCGCGAACACAGCGACGAUGCCUCGCAAGCCAAAGACAAUCCCAGGGCCCUCCAGGCUGUCCAAAAUUCUCGCCAACCUGAAGAAGGGGCCGCACCCACAAUUGAGUGCUGUCACGGGCCUCAAGCUUACUCUGGCGUUCCGGAACGACCAUUUCGGGGCGAGGCAUUUCGUAAAGGAGGACCUUCCGCGAAUUCGCUAUGCCAACCCGGACCUAAAUAUUAAGGUGACAAAACUUCGCAAAACUCCGGAGGAGAGAUGGGAUCCAGAGAUGCAGGUUGAGCUUCGCGACGGGACUAUUAGGACAGUAAAUAUGCAGGGAAAAUGGUCCUCCGCUAUAUUCGAGGAGCUCAUGGAGAUGGGAGGCGGCGAUGCAUGGCAAAAGUGGAAGGAGGACAGGAUUGUCGCUGGUCUUCCUAUCACAGCCCCCACUCCUCUGAUUCACCCGGGCAAAACUGGUGCUGCUGCAGUUCUUCCAUAG